Molecule: messenger RNA, 743 nt
Organism: Olea europaea var. sylvestris
Lineage: Eukaryota; Viridiplantae; Streptophyta; Magnoliopsida; Lamiales; Oleaceae
Product: hemiasterlin resistant protein 1-like
Exons: 5
Coding region: 101-535 (144 amino acids)
Biological process (GO): mitochondrion organization
Cellular component (GO): nucleus; mitochondrion
Source: RefSeq, a predicted model, not a curated record
UCCAUUUCCACAAAACUCCACGGUUCCUGCAAAGGCACAAAAGCUGCUAAAGUUUAUCUUUCUACUUUCUCUCUCUAGGGUUUAUUUGCCUCCUCUCAUAAUGCCUCGCCGUAGCUCUGGUGGAAGAUCUGCACGUCCUGCUCCACGUGCUGCUCCAGCUCGUAAUCCUCCUCAGCCAGUGAAUCAUGCUCCUCCUCCAGUUCCUGCUCAAGCUAGCAGUGGUGGAUCCAUGUUUGGAAGCAUCGGUUCAACCAUAGCCCAAGGAGUGGCUUUUGGGACCGGAAGUGCAGUGGCACACAGGGCUGUGGAUGCUGUUAUGGGUCCUCGCACAAUUCAUCAUGAAACUGUUGCUUCUGAAGCAGCUGCACCAGCACCUGCUGCAAACAAUAUGGGUGGCUCUGAUGCUUGUAGCGUGCAUUCAAAGGCAUUCCAAGAUUGCUUGAAUGGAUACGGCAAUGACAUCAGCAAGUGUCAGUUCUAUAUGGAUAUGUUGGCAGAGUGUAGGAGAAACUCAGGUUCUAUGAUGAGUUCCUAAGUCUGGAAUCUCUGCCUCACAAGUUCUCUGAUGUAUCAUUUGUGUUUCUGAUGUCUGGGGAAUCUUAUGAACUACAAUUGAGUAUUCUUGUCAGUGGACAUUUUACCAUUGAACAUGUUAUUGAUGUUUUUCAAUAAAUAAUGGUAUGAAGAUGCAAACACUGUUCAGACAUACAAUCUUAAUGGAUAUGCAUCUACAAUUUACUUAC